GUUCUUGUUCCUCCCUGGCAGCUAUCACAGGGCAGCAGGGCCCUUAGGAGAAGACAAACAUUCCACCCAAAGCCAGAAGAGCAACCGACGUACCCGGAGGAAACAAGAACACCAGGAACUCCCUUCUGCUAUUGUUGGGAGUGCAGAAAAUGCCCUAUGCCGAGAUCACCGUAAACCUGGGCAAAGUGACCUUAGGAGAAGAGAACAGGAAGAAGAUGACAAACAGUUGUUUGAAGAGACACGAGAACUCAAGUGUCAUCCAGGCUGUGUGUGCACUGCUGAACUCCGGAGGAGGUGUGAUCAGAGCAGAGGUCGGCGACAAAAACUAUAGUUACCGGUGCCACGGGCUGGGGCAGGACUUGGAAACUUCCUUUCAAAAGCUCCUCCCAUCAGGGUCACAGAGACACCUUGACUAUGUACAACAGAACCAGGAACUACUGAUUUUUGUCAAGUCCUGGAGCCCAGAGGCCUCCAGCCUUCCACUGAAGAUUUGCAGCUUACGCUCCAAUUUAUACCGGAGAGAUGUGACCUCUGCCAUCAACUUGAGUGCCAGCAGUGCCCUGGAGCUUCUCAGAGAGAAAGAGGCUAGAGCCCAAAAAGGCACGCCCAGGUUACAUUCUCAUGAAUGGACCCCCAACAUAUCCAUUGAGGAAGAGGAAGAUAUUAAGAUGUGUGCCUCGGAAUUUUUUCAGAAAGAUAAGCUCAAUUAUAAGGAGAAGCUUAACUUCACAGAGUCAACACACGUCGAGUUUAAAAGGUUUACCACCAAAAAGAUUGUCCCUCGGAUUAAAGAGACACUGGUUCAUUACGUUUCUGCAUUUGCCAACACUCAGGGGGGAUACAUAAUUAUCGGGGUUGACGAUAAGAGCAAAGAAGUGUUUGGAUGCAAGAAAGAAAAAGUGAACCCCGACUCACUAAAGAUAGAAAUUAAAAGCUGCAUAGAAAAGCUGCCCAUAUACCACUUCUGUCGUGAAAAGCCCAAGGUGAAUUUCGCAACCAAAAUUUUGAAGGUUUACCAAAGAGAGGCCCUGUAUGGCUAUGUCUGUGUGGUUCAAGUACAGCCCUUCUGUUGUGUCGUGUUUGCAGGAGACCCCGAUUCCUGGAUCAUGAAGAGCAAUAUUGUCACAAGGCUGGUGGCUCAGCAAUGGGUGCACAUGAUGCUGGACAUUCAGCCAGAUCCUUCCAGCCUGCCCACCACAGAUUACAGUGCUCACCUGAUGCCAUCAGCUUCGUCUGCACUGAGAAGGCCAGCGUAUCUCACAAAAGUCCUGGAACAUAAGGAGACUCUGCAGCGUCAUUUAUUUCCAGAGACACAGGAAAACCUACAGUUUCAGCCAGAAUCCCUCUGUAAGAAGCUGUUCUCAGACCAUGACGGACUGGAGGAGUUACUGAAGGCACAGACACAUCCUGGUUCUCUCGGGAUUGUGAUACUUUCUAGAAGCUGGGCUGCUGAUAUUGGUUUAACGAAAGAGCAGAACGUCCUGUGUGACGCUCUCCUGGUAGUGGUUAACAGCCCUCUGGUACUCUGUACCGUCUUAACAGACCCUGAGGGGAACGGAAGAUCUGACUAUACUCAAAACACCGCCCUCCGCUUAAAACAGCAGCUGCAAACUAUCGGGGGCUAUACAGGGAAAGUAUGCGUCAUCCCGAGGCAGAUACACCUGACCAGCCGGGCGUCCACACCUCAUCAGUCCUCUGUGUACUACCCCCGAUCCUACACGCUGUCCAGCAGAACUGAAGUGGAGGCUUUGCUGCAGGCCCUCGUGGUCGUCUCACUGUGCUCCAGGUCGGUGCUGAGUGACCGGCUGGGCUGCGAGUUUUUCAAGCAGCGUGUAGAAGAGCUUGGCGACUCACUGUCCAGGGACCUCCAGGAGACCCGCGAACUGUUCAUCCACUGCUUUCCAGGAGCCAGGAAGACAGCUCUUGCCAUAAAGAUCACGGAGAAGAUUAAGGAUGUGUUCCGCUGCAAAGCAAAGGAGAUCCUCUAUGUUUGUGAAAAUGACUCCUUAAGGAAUUUUGUGAUGCAGCAAGCCGCCUGCCAAGCUGUGACCCGGAGGACCUUCAUGAGAGACGAGUUCCCAAAGAUUAAACACAUCGUGAUGGAUGAGACUGAGAGUUUCUGCAGUCAUCCCGGUGACUGGUACGGGAAGGCCAAGAGCAUCACCCAUCCAAAAGCCAAGGGGGCUGCAAGGGAACACCUUCACCAUGGGAUCCUCUGGCUCUUUCUGGAUCCUUUCCAGAUCCGCCAUGCGGACGGUGGUGGCCUUCCUGCUCCUUCUGCGCAGUUUCCUCGGAAAAUGAUCAGCAACGAGAUCCACUGUGCUGUGGAAAUUGCAAAGGUCAUGAGAGAAGAAAUGAGGAGGAUCCAAGAAAACCCUCCCUCCAGUGUUUCUCCAGACACACUGGCAAUGCUCCGGGAGGCUCCCUGUGAGGAGGCAGUGCGUGCCCAGGCUCUGCCAGGCGUGUGUGAGAUCAGGGAUAACCUGACACCAGAACAAAUCGCCAACUACGUGGCAGAAAAAUGCCACAGCCUCUUCCACGAUGGCUAUCUGCCCAAAGACGUAGCAAUUCUGUACAGGAGAGCGGAAGACAGAAGACGGUAUAACGAUGUGUUGCUAAGAGCCAUGGCGCGUGGGGCAGCGGAGGUCGCUUUCAGCAGCGUUGCUGAUCUGUGUAGCGACAGCAUCAUUUUAGACAGCGUCCAGCAGUUUUCAGGCAUGGCAAGGAAUAUCGUGUUUGGGCUUAGUCCUGAGUCUGUGCAGUCAGAGGGGAUUCAUAAACUCUGCUUUGCCUCGAGAGCCAUUAAACACCUCUACUUGCUGUACGGAAGGACAGCCUUCUGAAACUACUGUAAAUGACACAGGAAGCCAACAAGAGCACCCUCUCCUUCCAGAUGGGUGGUAGCUCCAUUUUAAUAUUACAAGUGAAGAAAUGAAGGUACAUCAUUAUGGCCCGGAACCAUAUUUUCUGGGAUGAGUGACUCUAUUAUUAGCAGUGGCCAUGCUCACUCCUUGGUCCACUUCUCUUUCCUGGAUUGUAACAAUGUAAGUGUGAUCGGUCUUCUGCCUCUGAGCUUCAUGACCCAAGUCAGCUUUCAUUCUCUU
This is a messenger RNA of Acomys russatus (golden spiny mouse), 3104 nucleotides long. RefSeq names its product schlafen family member 14 (gene Slfn14). Gene Ontology annotation, molecular function: RNA endonuclease activity; ribosome binding. Gene Ontology annotation, biological process: rRNA catabolic process; mRNA catabolic process. NCBI's taxonomy places the organism in Eukaryota, Metazoa, Chordata, Mammalia, Rodentia, Muridae. The record is from RefSeq and is a predicted model, not a curated record.